UGGCUUACCUUUUACUGGGUACAAAAGCUGAUGGUUAGAGGAAGCAAAGGAAAAAUUGAAACAGUUAAUGACCUAUAUGAACUUCCUGAGAGAUUGAACACUAAAGCUACUGAAAGUAGAUUCCGUAAUAUCCUGAAUGAGAGAAACAGUAUAUCAGACACCCACAGGAACUGCAGACCAUGACCAUGCUUCCACAAACGAAACAGAAGUAAACUUCAGAGGCAUUGGUUCAAAAGUGUAUAGUCCAAGGACUCUUUUCCAAGCUUUAAAUGCAGCAUUUGGUUGUGAAUACUAUUCUUUGGGAAUCCUAAAACUUCUGGCAGAUUGCUUUGGUUUUGCAGGGCCAAUAUUGCUAAAUUAUUUUGUUAAUUUUAUUGAGAAGAAAUCAGAACCUGAAUACCAUGGUUACCUGUAUGCUCUUGGUCUACUGAUGUCUACUUUCCUGGGAACUAUUUGCUCAACACAGUUUGAUUAUCACUCUCAGGUGGUUGCUUUCAAAAUGAGAUGUGCUAUUAUCACCACAGUCUACAGAAAAGCCUUGACAGUCAGCAGUGUAACACAGUCACGUUUCAGUACAGGCGAGGUGGUCAACUUUAUGAGCACAGACACUGACCGCAUUAUCAACUUUUGCCCAAGCUUUCAUGCAUUUUGGAGCCUACCUUUUCAGAUUGCUGUUUCUUUAUAUCUUCUUUACAAUCAAGUUGGGCUAGCAUUUCUGGCAGGGCUUGCAUUUGCAGUGCUGCUAAUUCCCAUUAAUAGAAAGAUAGCUAUCAAGAUUGGAGAUUUGAGCACAUGCAUGAUGUCUCAGAAAGAUGCCAGAGUCAAACUGAUGAAUGAGAUGCUUCAAGGAAUCAGGGUCCUGAAGUUUUAUGCUUGGGAAGACCACUUCACAGAAAGAAUCAAUCAUCUCAGGGAGAAGGAGUUAAAGAGCCUAAAAGGUCGCAAAUACCUUGAUGCUUUGUGUGUUUAUUUCUGGGCCACCACACCAGUUCUUAUCUCUAUCCUCACCUUUACUACCUAUGUCCUGCUUGGUCACCAGCUGACUGCUGCUAAGGUUUUUACCAGUCUCUCCUUAUUUCUUAUGCUCAUUUCUCCACUGAAUGCUUUCCCAUGGGUAAUCAAUGGGCUUGUGGAAGCCUGGGUCUCACUGAAACGUGUUGAGAACUUUUGCAGCCUCAGAGAAGCAGAUCUUCAAUAUUAUUACUCGCCCAUGACUGAUGCAGACAGUGAUGUAGCUAUCAGCGUCAAGGAGGGUACAUUUUCAUGGCGUGAAUCGUCAUCACAGCUAGAACAGCCAGAAUCAGAAGGUGCCUAUUGCGAGUCAACAAAUGUGGUCUGUGGAGAUGCCUACUCUGGAGGCCUUCUUCAGCUGUCUAGUAUUAAUGUGACAGUCAAAAAAGGUCAGCUUGUGGGGAUUAUUGGGAAAGUAGGCAGUGGCAAAAGCUCGCUUCUGAAUGCCCUGCUGGCAGAGAUGAGUCGCACAGAUGGCCACAUAUCUAUUGCUGGUCUUGAAAAAGGCUUUGCUUUGGCUGCACAAGAAGCAUGGAUUCAGAAUGCCACAAUACGAGACAAUAUACUAUUCCAUUCUUCCUACAAACCAGCUCAUUAUGGGGCAGUCAUACAUGCGUGUGCGUUGACCGAAGACCUUAAGACUUUGCCAGCUGGGGAUCAGACUGAGGUCGGUGAGAAUGGUGUGACUCUUAGCGGUGGCCAGAAAGCAAGGGUUGCUUUAGCAAGAGCUGUGUACCAGGACAAGGACAUCUAUCUUCUGGAUGAUCCUCUUGCUGCUGUCGAUGUCCAUGUUGCAAAUCAUCUAAUGCAGUAUUGCAUCAUGGGACUUCUGCGGCACAAAACGUGCAUUCUGUGCACUCAUAAUGUGCACUUUCUGGCUCAUGCUGAUCUUGUGCUGCUCAUGGAAGAUGGAAAAAUUGUAAAAGCAGGUCCACCCACUGAAAUAUUGCAUACAAUUGACCUUGAUAAAAUGGAAAAAAACCAGGAAAAUAAUAAUCAGAAAGGAAGUGAAAUGUGCAUGGAAGGAGAGGAGGGAAAAUUGGUGGAGAAAGAGGAAAAAGAGACAGGAGUAGUGAAAAUGACUGUAUACUCAGCUUAUUGGAAAGCUGUGGGAAUCUGCUUGUCUCCCAUCAUUCUUCUGGUUCUUUUUUUGAUGCAAGCAUCAAGGAACACAAGUGACUGGUGGCUAUCAUACUGGGUGUCUCACAGCAGUCAACACAAUUCGUCUACAGAAUUCCGUACAACAGAAGCUGCAGCUGUUUAUUUCUUGUUUGGCACACGGUAUAUUCCACAUCAUCUUUGGUUUCACCUGCCUUCAGAUGAUUCAACACAGCCCUUGACAAAUGUCACAGCUGCAGGGGACAAUGUUUCUUUUUAUCUAACAGUAUAUGGGUGUUUAGCAGGUGCAAAUUCUCUCUUUACCCUCAUGAGAGCAUUCCUUUUUGCCUAUGGAGGUGUUUGUGCUGCUUAUGUUCUUCAUGGGCAACUUCUUACAUCAGUAUUGAAGGCACCCAUGCAGUUUUUUGAUGCAACACCUCUUGGGCGCAUCAUCAAUCGUUCUUCAGAUGUCUAUGCCAUUGAUGAUUCACUUCCUUUUCAACUAAAUAUAUUCCUGGCACAAAUCUAUGGCAUCAUGGGCUCUCUUGCGAUCACCUGCUACAGUCUUCCUUGGUUCACCAUCUGCCUUCUUCCUCUAGGUUUCCUCUAUUUUAGAAUACAGCACUACUACCGCCACACCUCAAGGGAGUUAAAACGACUGUCAAACAUUACUUUGUCACCUUUAUACGCUCAUUUCUCAGAAUCCAUUAUGGGUCUUGCUACAAUACGGGCGUAUCGACAGACUGACAUAUUUCAGGAGGAAAACCAGAAGUACUUGACUAUCAACCAGCGGGCUCAAUUUUGCACACAGGCAGCCUCACGUUGGCUGGAUCUGCGGUUACGCAUGCUGGGUGCUAUAGUGGGUGCCAUUGCUUUUAUUGCUGUUCUCCAGCACCAUUUUCAGGGUGUGGAUCCAGGUAUGAUUGGUUUGGCUCUGACUUACUCAUUAUCUGUGACCAACCUACUGGGUGGAGUGGUCAUGUCCUUCACUGAAACUGAAAAACAGCUGGUCAGUGUGGAGAGAGCAAACUAUUAUAUCACCAACAUUCCCUCAGAACGAUGGACAGGCUGCCUUUUUCCACCAUCAAACUGGCUAAGAGAAGGCAUUGUCAAGUACAGUAAUGUUCACAUGAGGUAUCGACCAGGUCUUCCUCAUGCUUUGAAUGGUGUUACAUUUGAGACUGUCCCAGGAGAGAAGCUGGGCAUUGUGGGAAGGACAGGAUCAGGGAAAUCCAGUCUCUUUCUCACACUGUUUCGUAUGGCCGAAAUCUCAGAAGUUAUUUCUGUGGAUGGAGUAGACCUUAGGCACCUAGAUUUAAAGGACAUAAGGUCAAGAUUUGCCAUCAUUCCACAAGAUCCAUUCUUGUUCAGUGGCUCUGUGAGGCUUAAUCUUGAUCCAACAGGCUCACAUACAGAUACCCAACUUCUUGCUGUGCUUGAGCGCUGUCACCUGGAUGUCGUCGUUCAACGACUGGGUGGCUUGGAGUCAGAUGUGGGAGAAAGGGGUCAGCUCUUUUCAGUAGGCCAGAGGCAGCUCCUUUGUUUAGCCAGAGCUCUGUUGACUAAGGCCAAGGUGUUGUGCAUUGAUGAGGCCACAGCCAGCGUAGACCAGGAGACUGAUGCUCUGGUGCAGACCACCAUACGGCAUGAGUUUGCCUCGAGUACUGUGCUCACCAUUGCACACCGUAUCAAUACUGUUCUUGAUUCCCAUCGUAUCCUGGUCAUGAAAGAUGGUGCUGUGGCAGAGCUGGCACCACCAUCUGAACUGCUACAGAACCCUGAUUCUCUGUUUUCUCGAUUGAUUCAUAGCCAGCAUUAAACAAGCUCAAGUUUAUGGAGGACUGAGGACAGUGUUGGUACAAGAAAGUUUACCUACAACACGAGAGCUCUGCCUCAUAUAGUGAUACCCAAGUGGUGUUUGAUGUGUUUUACAUGAGACUGCCAAAAAAUGGGGAGCUGAGCACUUUGAUUGAUUUAAUCUACACUCAAGUCCUUUAUUGGACAUUGCUCUGGGAAUAAGAGAAAUGUUGAAAAAUGACAGAUGAACAGAACAAAGAUUGAUGUAGGCUGGAGCAACAGGUGUAGUAGCUGUUCCAAAAGGACUUGUGAUUCCUUCUCAGGAGACUGUUUAUGAUCAUCCAGUGCUGGAUAUCAGAUGCCAUCUUGCAUUGAACUGCAAUGCUUGUAUGCGGCAGGCUGCAAAGAAUUAUGGGGGAACUGUACAGAAAAUUGUUCGUGUAAUACCUCUAUUUUUGCAUCAGUGACAAAGGAUGUGCUGCAGGAUACAAGCUACCCAUGUGUAAAGACGUUUUCAGCAAUUUUUCACAUGGUCCAAACAGUAGCAGCAUGAGUCAACAACAUGCAACAUCAUAACAGAAGACUGUCCAAUGGGCUGCAAGCCUAGUUAUACAGGAAAUUAUUGUAAUGAUUCCUUCAGAUCUGUUACCUGUGUACACAUGGCUUGAGUUCUAAUGACACACGUUACAACUGUACAGAAAACAGUCCUUCUAACAUCUAUGAUGGCAGUGUGAGACAAGGUGUGCUGCAGAAUAUCAUUACCUUUUUUUUAAAAGAAGCUUGCAAUAGAGGAUCAUUUGGCCUCAACUGCAACAUGUGACAACUGUUCUGAGGGAACAAUGUGCAACAGGAGACUGUUGAGGGUUGCAAAUCUGGAUAUCAAGGAGUUUUCUCUAAUCAAGUCUCAUCACUUCCAUCUGACAACAGAGGGAAAGAUUCAGGCAGUCUGGGUUCUGCUGUUGGAGCAAUUGGCAGAAGUAUUGGUUGCUGUGUUGCUGGUCUUUUUUGUUUGAGGCGAGGAUGUGUGCAUUUUAUUCAUAAGCUAUCGAUAAUGCUGAGCACCCUGUAAACAACGCACAGCUACCGGCUUCUCACAGCCAUUGCAGACAGUUUCUAAUCCAGACUCUCCUUCAAGCUCAACUGUCCUAGAGCCUGUAGAUUUCCUUCUUUAAGAGUUGAUUUUCAUUGUACAUGUAUUAUAUUUGUGUUUCUGGAACAUUUGCUCUUACAACACUGUAUUCAAUUGAGACCAGUCAGUCCUGAAAAAAUAUGAAGUGAAUUAUGUUGCUUUAAAUUUGUGUGUGUAUGUGAAGUGCCUUGUGCUUGCCCAUAGAGCAGGGAUAAGUAUACAAGCGAACUUUAUUAUUGUUAUUUCUUUGAAGGUUUGGGGUUUUUUUUUUUCCAUUUGUUGUGCAUUGUGAAUGUUUGGGCUGAUAAGAUGGAUAGAUGUGUUUGAAUAUAAUUUUUUUUCUUAAAAGUACCAUGGGGGGUGGGGAAUAACUGGUCAGCAGUGAAAAAAGCAUUUCCUAAGACUGACCUGAGUAGAAUAUUUUUUCAAGGACUGAACUGGUUUAUCAGAAACUACUACUCUUAUAGAUCAAAUGACUACCAAUAACUUUCCGAUAUCCAAUAACUUUUCCAGUCAAAAAAUACAAGCCAUUGAACACUGCAAUUCUCACCUGGUUUUUGGAAAGACAUGUCACAAAGUAGACACCUCAUUAGUAAAAGUUCAAAGCUGGCAACCCUGGUGAUCAACCUUCGCCCAUUGCUUCCAUUUGACCUAACUGGUACUUCAGCUCCCUCCACUGGAUCGAAUCCAUCAUUUCUUGUCAGAGGAUUUGGCCAUUAACCUAUCAGUCACUUUGAACUUAAUUUCAUGUUAUCUUUUAAGGUAAAGGAUCUGGUAUUCUUGUGGUAUGAUGAAGAUCAGUCAAUUCUCAUUUUGCAAAAGUGCUUUACUAGUUAAUAUUUAUGGCUCUAAUGGCACAUGAAGUGGUGUAACUUUUGUUAUUUGGUGUCCCACGUAUGUAUGAGUUUGAAGAGUCAUGAUUUUAUUUUAAUAUUUGAGGAUAAAUUUUUUGUAUAUUCAUUUGAGAUUGGCUUGAGAGAUGAUAAAUGAAGGAGUGUACAUAUUAAAGCAUUUUUGCUUGUGUGAUUUUUAGAGAAAUACCUCAAAUUAUUGUUUGUUAUUGUCAGCUAUGGCAUCAUAAGCACUAACAUCACCGUUUCUCAUUUUCCAGAACAAAAGGAACAAAAAAAGCAAUCAAGGUCUCUUGCUGUUUCUUCUAAUUUAUUGAAGAUUGUACAGAUGCUUUUUUAAAGUAAAAGAACUCAAACAUCCACUUAACAGCUUGAAGAACUCUGUCCUGAAAAGCAGCAUUGCUUCAUCUAUUUACAAAACUGGAACUAAAGUCCCUGAUGGAAAUCAUAGAUUGUUAGGUAUGGUAAUUGACUUAUAAACAUUUAGCUCAUUUUUUUGUUGUUUUUUAAUUGUGUAAUUUGAUGUCUGUCAUAAUUCUUGAUCAUACAUACCAGUGAGAAUGAUACAAAAAUGCUGUCUUUAAAAACUGUUGUUCUUCAGCAAAUUCUAUCAAGAUUAUUAUGUGUAGGAGUUACGAAGGUUUCAAAGAAUGUGUUGGUAAUGGCUGACAUGUAGGUAUUUUUUUCUAUUUUUAACAUUUAAUCUAGUCAAGAAGUGCAUAUUGCUAAUUAUUUAUUAAUUAUUUCAUCAAAUUAUUAUAAAUUAUUUUAUUUAUUAUCAAAUUUUUAUGAAUUAUAGUUAUUAAACCUAGAUGUGAGAUCAGUUACUAUAAACAUCUAAGCCCAGCUUAUUAUACAACUUUACAAGCUGUAGGCAUAGAGGCCUACAGGGUUUGAUUACUUUUGAUAACGCUUUAGCUCUGUUAGCUUACCUUUUUAUAAUGUCACUUGUUUAAGAUCGUAUAUUUGUGUGGAGCUGUAUGCCAGAUGUAUCAAACUGAACAUUUCAUAAUAUUAAUGCUGUUUUAUAGCAGAGUCUUGAUAAGUACCAAAGUAAAAGGAAAAUAUUUGAGAAUCAGUAACUAGAAUGGUGUACAGAGAUAAGGAAAAAAUAACAAUCGUGGCCAAAGUUGAAGAUCAUUUUCUUAAUCUUCGGAAUGCAAGUGGUAUGCUUUACAGCAGAAUGUACUUUGCAUGAAGGGCCAAAAUACCAUAUUGGUCAUUUUGUAUUUUAUGGAACUUGAAGGAAGUUGGCUUUCAUUUAUUCUUGACCUAAUUUUAGCUUCAUGAAAGGUCUAAAGCAGGGUCAGCAAUAGCAGAAAGACAGACAUGUGAUGUUCUAAUCAUGUAAUUUUCAUGGAAAAGGCAGAUGUUGCAUUCUAUAUUCUUUGACACUUUAUCUUUGACCUUAAAAUGUGCACCUACAGUUAUGAGGUAACUGUUUUCUAAUAAUAUCGCAUUUUUGCAGUUGACCUUAAUUUUUGUUUCUUUUAGUGCACAUUGCCAAGGAAAGUUGUUUACAAGAUGAAAGAUUCAGAACACGGAUGUGUACACACACAUACACAAAUGGCCAUGCCUAAAUAGAAUAUAUUUUUUUAUAUUUGUGCAAUAAUUGAAAUGAACAAAGAUUAUUGUUGUUUAGAGCACUAUAUAUAGUUUGUAAGAUAAAAAAAACAAAGGAAUGAAGUAAAAUGCAGAAGAUCAGGAUAAACUGUGAUCAAUGCAAUCAACAAGCAAAAGUAUGACAAUGAUAUAGUAUUCAGAGCUAUUUUAUGUCUCUUUUUUUUUUUCUAUCUUUCGAUACUUUGUUCUUCUGAUUAUUUUCUCUCAGUAUGCAAGAUCAUGGUAAUAUCAAAUGUUCAAUUGUUGUCUUCAUCAGUGACCAUGUGAUCUGUCUGUUAUCCUUUUAUUUGCUCAUUAUAUGGGCUCUUCCUGUCACUGAAAACACAUUAAUGAGAAUGCUAAUAUGUUUUUGGCUCUUUAUUUAUACAGUUCAGGUGAAGUCAAGACAUAUCUUAUUGUCCUGUUCAUGGUAUCGCUGUUUUAUUAGUAUUUUUGCUUGUGUGGCUGAUUUUUUCCAUUUUCACUGGCCUCUUGUUUUACUGCAAUAAACAUUGUACUUUUA
This is a messenger RNA of Pomacea canaliculata, 8011 nucleotides long. Its product is annotated as multidrug resistance-associated protein 7-like. Gene Ontology annotation, molecular function: ATP binding; ABC-type transporter activity; ATP hydrolysis activity. Gene Ontology annotation, cellular component: membrane. Gene Ontology annotation, biological process: transmembrane transport. Lineage: Eukaryota; Metazoa; Mollusca; Gastropoda; Architaenioglossa; Ampullariidae. The record is from RefSeq and is a predicted model, not a curated record.